AUGGACAUGAAGAGUGGUGAAAAUCGAGUUAUUCUUCGAAUCAGUUUUGCAGCCGUAUUUAUGGCGGAUAACAGUCGGAGAGUGAUUGAAAUCAAGGCGGAUAUCAACUCCGAUUUGCAGUUAUGCGCCAAAAGUUUCAUCUCAGAGUUUGUGAAUCCUGCAAAACUUAGAAAUCUCACCCUCCUUGGACUCUCCUUUGACAAUUGGUGCCUCACCUUAUCGGAACUUUUAUGA
Messenger RNA from Rodentolepis nana, 234 nucleotides. NCBI's taxonomy places the organism in Eukaryota, Metazoa, Platyhelminthes, Cestoda, Cyclophyllidea, Hymenolepididae. The record is from the annotation of a GenBank genome assembly.